This is a messenger RNA of Pseudopipra pipra, 16705 nucleotides long. RefSeq names its product teneurin transmembrane protein 4 (gene TENM4). Gene Ontology annotation, molecular function: cell adhesion molecule binding; protein homodimerization activity; protein heterodimerization activity. The coding region runs from base 1219 to 9735 and encodes 2838 amino acids. Gene Ontology annotation, biological process: signal transduction; neuron development; heterophilic cell-cell adhesion. Lineage: Eukaryota; Metazoa; Chordata; Aves; Passeriformes; Pipridae. Gene Ontology annotation, cellular component: neuron projection; membrane. The transcript is spliced from 41 exons. The record is from RefSeq and is a predicted model, not a curated record.
UUCCCUUGAAAGUGGAGCAUUAGCAACUGCAGUCAAAAAGCACCGUUGCUUCUUCAGCUCUGAUCCGAGCAGCAACUGUCUAAUUCUGUCUGGAGGAACUAAGAGACAGCAUUGGAGGCAAGUUUAAAAAAGGACCUAGUGACACCCUGCUGUCACAUCUGGUUUCAUGAAUCUACUUAUUAGUAGUCCAUUUAAAAUUACUUUCCCAGUCCCAUCUGUAGUGCACAUUCUUGAGAAGUGGCUGGCUGGAAAGGAGGGAGCACACUGCUGAAGGCUCCAAUCACUGUUAAGACUGGAAUGAAAAUAUUACUGACAGAUUGGACAUCAUAGUCCUCCAGACAACAUUAAUCUAUUGAUGGCUCUGAAGUGAAGACGUGAUUGAUGCAGUACCAGAAAUUGGUGACAUAGGAAGUUGGCUAUAUUUUCAGAGGAUUUUUCCAGACAUCCUGCUGGCUAUAUUAAGAAUGGACAUAGUUCUUUGCUUGGAAAAUGGGAUAUUCUCUGCUUUUGGGACACUUUGGGGACAUUGGUGAAAAUAUGUAAUUAAGGACAUUGGUAAUAGUAUAUAGAUUCUGAAGAUAAAUCAUCAUACAAGUAUUGGAUGCAAUAUUUACCUAGCAAACAGCAUUGCUGAUUGAGUGUCUCAGCCCAGACAAUGGGCCCCUGCCUCCAGGAGUGUGCGACUCAAAUAAAUCCACUGACUUUAGCAGCCCUGCUUCAUUGCCACUGAGAGCCAAAGCUGGUCUCUGAUACACAAACUUUAAUGGAGCAUAAGGCAAGGAAGAACGUACAAUGAGAAUGGCUGGACCAUUGCAGUGGCGCACUGAUUUUUAUGGAUGGUGAACAAAAAAAGGGGAUUGAGAAGAGACCACACGAGUUAUUCUGGCACAUGACUUGAGUGCUUUCUAUUCUUAGACAGAUGAGGAUCUGAAAUAUAAUUCUGAAGCCAUCACUGGAAUCACUCAGUAUUCACAGCAGUGUAAGAAGGAUCCAUAACCUGUCGUGUUUGCAGCAUGACUGGAUGUAAAACACCAUUGCCUGUCCAGAUCAAACAAGGUAGACUGAGAAUAACACAUCUCGGUUAAAACAAUAUCCUACAAGAAGCAUUUGAUGGAUUGUUCCUAGAUAUUUCUAAGAGGGCAAAUACAAAAAGUUAUUCCAAUCUGACCACCACACAGACGUCAUUUUUUUAAUGUUGAAUACUCAGAUAAGGGUGCCAUGGAUGUAAAAGAGAGGAAACCGUAUCGAUCUCUGACUCGGCGCCGCGACACUGAGCGUCGCUACACGAGCUCUUCGGCUGAGAGUGAGGACAGCAAGGUACCCCAGAAGUCCUACAGCUCCAGCGAGACCCUGAAGGCUUAUGAUCAAGAUUCCAGGUUGACCUACAGCAAUCGGGUCAAAGACAUGGUGCACCAGGAGGCCGAUGAAUUCUGCCGAGCAGGAGCCAACUUCUCUUUGCGAGAACUGGGUCUUGAAGAUGUGACACCCACACAUGGAACUUUGUACCGGACCGAUAUUGGGCUGCCUCACUGUGGCUACUCCAUCAGUGCCGGAUCGGAUGCCGACACAGAGGCAGACGUGGUCAUGUCACCCGAGCACCCAGUGAGGCUCUGGGGACGCAACACCAAGUCUGGACGCAGCUCCUGCUUGUCAAGUCGGGCCAACUCCAACCUCACCCUCACCGAUACAGAGCAUGAGAAUACUGAAACUGGUCCCCCCCUGCCCUGUUCGUCCGCCUCCUCCACCCCCCGCUCGCAGUCCCCCUCCCCUCUCCCCUCGCCGCCGGCCAAUGAGGGCCCGGGGCGGUCGCUGGGCGACGGCGCGGCCCGGGCGGCCGCGGGCUCGGACUCUGAGGAAGAGUUCGUCCCUCAGUCAUUCUUAGUUCAAAGUGGCUCUGGAAACCUCUGUGUCGCCGCCAACGAUCAUCCUCCAAAUCUUCAAAAUCAUUCAAGACUUAGAACUCCACCACCUCCAAUAUCACAUGCUCACACUCCAAAUCAACAUCAUGCAGCCUCUAUCAAUUCCCUAAACAGAGGGAACUUCACUCCACGCAGCAACCCCAGCCCAGCUCCUACGGACCACUCUCUUUCUGGAGAACAACCAGCCACUACUCAAGAGCCAGCCCAUGCUCAGGACAACUGGUUACUUAACAGUAACAUCCCACUGGAGACAAGAAACAUAGCAAAGCAGACAUUCCUAGAGACAUUGCAGGACAACCUCAUUGAGAUGGACAUUCUCACCUCCUCCCGACAUGACGGUGCUUACAAUGAUGGGCACUUCCUGUUCAAACCUGGAGGCACUUCUCCCCUUUUUUGUACAACAUCGCCGGGAUAUCCCCUGACGUCCAGCACUGUGUACUCACCUCCCCCUAGGCCCCUUCCCAGAAGUACCUUUUCUAGGCCUGCCUUUAACCUGAAGAAACCCUAUAAGUACUGUAACUGGAAAUGUGCUGCUCUGAGUGCUAUUGUCAUCUCAGUCACGCUGGUGAUCCUGCUGGCCUAUUUCAUAGCCAUGCACCUGUUUGGCCUAAACUGGCACCUGCAGCCGAUGGAAGGGCAGAUGUAUGAAAUCACGGAAGACACAGCCAGCAGUUGGCCAGUGCCAACGGACGUCUCCUUAUAUCCUUCGGGGGGCACAGGGUUAGAGUUACCUGACAGGAAAGGCAAAGGAACCAGUGAAGGAAAGCCCAGUAGUUUCUUUCCAGACGACAGUUUUAUAGACUCCGGAGAGAUUGAUGUAGGCAGACGAGCCACACAGAAGAUCCCUCCUGGUAUUUUUUGGAGAUCUCAGGUGUUCAUCGACCACCCAGUGCAUCUGAAAUUCAAUGUGUCUUUAGGAAAGGCUGCUCUGGUUGGCAUCUAUGGCAGAAAAGGACUCCCACCAUCACACACACAGUUUGACUUUGUCGAGCUCCUCGAUGGAAGGCGUCUACUGACACAGGAGGCCAGGAGCUUGGAAGGACCUCAGCGGCAACACAGAGCUUUUGUGCCCUUAUCCAGCCACGAGACGGGAUUUAUCCAGUAUUUAGAUUCAGGAAUAUGGCAUUUAGCCUUCUACAAUGAUGGCAAGGAAUCGGAAGUGGUUUCUUUUCUUACUACUGCUAUUGAAUCAGUGGAUAACUGUCCCAGUAACUGUUAUGGGAAUGGAGACUGCGUGUCUGGGACUUGCCAUUGCUUCCUUGGCUUUCUGGGCCCUGACUGCGGCAGAGCAUCCUGCCCAGUGCUGUGCAGUGGAAAUGGGCAGUACAUGAAGGGAAGGUGCUUGUGCCAUAGUGGCUGGAAGGGAGCAGAGUGCGAUGUCCCAACGAACCAGUGCAUUGAUGUCUCCUGCAAUAACCAUGGCACCUGCAUCAUGGGGACCUGUAUCUGCAACCCAGGAUACAAAGGCGAGAGCUGUGAAGAAGUGGACUGCAUGGAUCCUACCUGCUCAGGACGAGGUGUGUGCGUGCGAGGAGAAUGUCACUGCUCUGUUGGCUGGGGAGGAACAAACUGUGAGACCCCAAGAGCCACCUGUCUGGAUCAGUGCUCUGGUCAUGGGACCUUCCUCCCGGAUACUGGACUCUGCAGCUGCGAUCCCAACUGGACUGGACAUGAUUGCUCAAUAGAGAUUUGUGCAGCGGACUGCGGAGGACAUGGCAUUUGUGUUGGAGGCACCUGCCGCUGCGAGGAGGGAUGGAUGGGCACAGCCUGUGAUCAGCGAGCGUGUCACCCACGCUGCAAUGAGCACGGGACAUGCCGGGAUGGCAAGUGUGAAUGCAGCCCGGGCUGGAACGGAGAGCACUGCACUAUUGCUCACUAUCUGGAUAAGGUAGUGAAAGAGGGAUGCCCUGGCUUGUGUAACGGCAAUGGCAGAUGCACUCUGGACAUGAACGGCUGGCACUGUGUCUGCCAGCUGGGCUGGAGAGGAGCAGGCUGUGACACUUCCAUGGAGACGGCAUGCGGUGAUGGGAAAGACAACGAUGGAGAUGGCCUGGUGGAUUGCAUGGACCCAGAUUGCUGCUUACAGCCGCUGUGCCAUGUCAAUGCGCUUUGCCUGGGCUCCCCAGACCCCCUGGAUAUCAUCCAGGAGACACAAACCCCCAUCUCCCAGCAGAGCUUGCAUUCCUUCUAUGAUCGAAUCAAGUUCCUGAUUGGCAAGGACAGCACUCACGUCAUCCCAGGAGACAAUCCUUUUGAAGGCGGACAUGCAUGUGUGAUUCGAGGCCAGGUUAUGACGGCAGAUGGAACCCCUCUAGUCGGAGUGAACAUCAGCUUUGUCAACAAUCCUCACCUUGGGUACACAAUCAGCAGACAAGAUGGCAGCUUUGAUCUUGUUACCAUUGGUGGAAUCUCCAUUAUCCUGCACUUUGAACGGGCUCCCUUCAUCACCCAGGAACACACGCUGUGGCUGCCGUGGGAUCGUUUCUUUGUGAUGGAAACCAUAGUCAUGAGGCACGAAGAGAAUGAGAUCCCAAGCUGUGACCUCAGUAACUUUGCCCGGCCCAACCCUGUGGUUUCUCCGUCUCCGCUGACAGCUUUUGCAACUUCCUGCUCAGAGAAAGGUCCUAUUGUUCCUGAAAUCCAGGCUCUACAAGAGGAGAUUAACGUUUCUGGUAGUAAAAUAAAAGUGAGUUACUUGAGCAGUCGCACAGCUGGCUACAAAUCAGUCCUGCGGAUCAGCAUGACCCACCCCACCAUCCCCUUCAACCUCAUGAAAGUCCACCUCAUGGUGGCCGUCGAGGGACGCCUCUUCAGAAAGUGGUUUGCAGCAGCUCCAGACCUGUCCUAUUAUUUCAUCUGGGAUAAGACAGAUGUUUACAGCCAGAAGGUGUAUGGGCUCUCAGAAGCCUUCGUUUCAGUAGGUUAUGAGUAUGAAUCCUGUCCAGACUUGAUUCUGUGGGAGAAGAGGACAGCUGUGCUCCAGGGUUAUGAAAUUGAUGCUUCCAAACUUGGAGGAUGGUCCCUGGACAAACACCAUGCCCUCAACAUACAAAGUGGCAUCUUGCACAAAGGAAAUGGGGAAAACCAGUUCAUUUCUCAGCAGCCGCCUGUAAUUGGAAGCAUUAUGGGCAACGGCCGCAGACGUAGCAUUUCUUGUCCAAGCUGCAAUGGUCUGGCAGAUGGGAACAAACUCCUGGCUCCCGUUGCCCUAACAUGUGGGUCUGAUGGAAGCCUUUAUGUUGGAGAUUUCAACUACAUCCGAAGGAUCUUUCCCUCUGGCAAUGUCACCAACAUACUGGAGCUGAGAAAUAAAGAUUUCAGACAUAGCCACAGCCCAGCUCAUAAGUAUUACUUGACCACAGAUCCAAUCACCGGCUCCAUCUACCUCUCCGACACCAACAGCCGACGUAUCUAUAAAAUCAAGUCAACCACAUCAGUGAAAGACAUUGUGAAGAAUUCAGAGGUUUUGGCUGGAACUGGGGAUCAGUGCCUCCCAUUCGAUGAUACCCGCUGCGGAGAUGGAGGCAAAGGCACUGAUGCCACCCUUACAAAUCCCAGGGGCAUCACUGUGGACAAGUUUGGGCUGAUUUACUUUGUAGAUGGCACUAUGAUCAGGCGGAUUGAUCAGAAUGGAAUCAUCUCAACUGUGUUGGGUUCCAAUGACUUGACGUCUGCUCGGCCUCUCAGUUGUGACUCUGUUAUGGACAUUUCUCAGGUUCGUCUAGAAUGGCCCACGGAUCUGGCAGUCAAUCCCAUGGAUAAUUCACUCUACGUCCUCGACAAUAACGUUGUGCUACAGAUCUCUGAGAACCACCAAGUGCGCAUCGUGGCGGGGAGGCCCAUGCAUUGCCAGGUGCCAGGCAUGGAUCACUUUCUCCUCAGCAAGGUAGCAAUCCAUGCCACACUGGAGUCUGCCACCGCCCUGGCUGUCUCCCAUAACGGAGUCCUGUACAUUGCUGAGACCGACGAGAAGAAGAUCAACCGCAUCAGGCAGGUCACCACCAAUGGAGAGAUUUCCCUCGUGGCCGGUGCCCCAAGCAGCUGUGACUGCAAGAACGAUGCUAACUGUGACUGCUUCUCGGGGGACGAUGGCUAUGCCAAGGAUGCCAAACUCAACGCGCCAUCCUCCCUGGCGGUGUGUGCAGAUGGGGAGCUGUAUGUCGCUGAUCUUGGAAAUAUCAGAAUCCGCUUUAUUCGGAAAAACAAGCCAUUCCUCAACACACAAAAUCUAUAUGAGUUAUCCUCACCCAUAGACCAGGAACUCUACUUGUUUGACACCAGUGGGAAGCACCUUUAUACCCAGAGCCUUACCACUGGAGAUUAUCUUUACAAUUUUACUUAUUCUGGAGAUGGAGAUAUAACCCUGAUCACUGACAAUAAUGGAAAUUUAGUCAAUAUCCGAAGAGAUUCCACAGGGAUGCCCCUCUGGCUGGUGGUGCCCGAUGGCCAAGUCUACUGGGUGACAAUUGGUACCAACAGUGCACUCAAGAGUGUAACAACACAGGGGCAUGAAGUGGCCAUGAUGACUUACCACGGCAACUCUGGUCUCCUUGCCACUAAAAGCAAUGAAAAUGGUUGGACUACAUUUUAUGAGUACGACAGCUUUGGCCGCCUGACCAACGUGACCUUCCCUACUGGCCAAGUGAGCAGCUUCCGCAGCGAUACAGACAGCUCCGUGCACGUCCAGGUGGAAACCUCCAGCAAGGAUGAUGUCACGAUAACAACCAAUUUGUCAGCAUCAGGAGCCUUCUACACCCUGCUCCAAGACCAAGUCCGAAACAGCUACUACAUCGGUGCUGACGGCUCUCUCAGACUGAUGCUUGCCAACGGCAUGGAGGUGGCCCUGCAAACCGAGCCACAUCUGCUGGCUGGCACCGUCAACCCCACAGUGGGCAAGAGGAAUGUCACCCUCCCCAUCGACAAUGGACUCAAUCUUGUGGAGUGGAGGCAGAGGAAGGAGCAAGCAAGAGGGCAGGUCACGGUCUUUGGACGUCGACUGAGGGUUCACAACAGAAACCUGCUGUCCCUCGACUUUGAUCGUGUGACAAGGACAGAGAAAAUCUAUGAUGACCAUCGCAAGUUUACACUCCGCAUCCUCUACGACCAGGCAGGGAGGCCCAGUCUCUGGUCACCAAGCAGCAGACUGAAUGGGGUCAAUGUCACCUAUUCCCCAGGAGGACACAUUGCGGGGAUUCAGAGGGGCACAAUGUCAGAAAGGAUGGAGUAUGACCAGUCUGGCAGAAUUACAUCCAGGAUCUUUGCUGAUGGCAAAUCAUGGAGCUACACUUACUUGGAGAAGUCCAUGGUGCUGCUCCUUCACAGCCAGAGACAGUACAUCUUUGAGUUUGACAAGAAUGACCGGUUGUCAUCGGUGACCAUGCCCAAUGUUGCGCGUCAGACUUUAGAAACCAUUCGUUCCAUUGGCUACUACAGGAACAUUUACCGACCACCAGAAGGCAACGCCUCGGUUAUUCAGGAUUUCACAGAGGAUGAGCAGCUCCUCCACACUUUGUACUUGGGCACAGGGAGACGUGUCAUCUACAAGUACGGAAAAUUGUCCAAGUUAGCUGAGAUGCUCUAUGACACCACAAAGAUCAGUUUCACUUACGAUGAAACUGCUGGCAUGCUGAAGACCAUCAACUUGCAGAAUGAAGGGUUCACCUGUACGAUCAGGUACAGACAAAUAGGGCCCCUCAUUGAUCGACAGAUUUUCCGCUUCACUGAGGAAGGCAUGGUGAAUGCACGCUUUGACUACAAUUAUGACAACAGCUUUCGGGUGACCAGCAUGCAAGCAGUCAUCAACGAGACACCUUUACCUAUUGAUCUCUACAGGUAUGAUGACGUGUCAGGCAAAACUGAGCAAUUUGGUAAAUUUGGAGUAAUUUACUACGAUAUCAACCAGAUUAUCACCACUGCUGUCAUGACUCAUACUAAACAUUUUGAUGCCUAUGGCAGAAUGAAGGAGGUCCAGUAUGAGAUAUUCCGGUCUCUCAUGUACUGGAUGACUGUGCAGUACGACAACAUGGGAAGAGUGGUUAAGAAAGAGCUGAAGGUUGGCCCUUAUGCAAACACAACUAGGUACUCAUAUGAAUAUGAUGCUGAUGGCCAGUUGCAGACAGUGUCUAUCAAUGACAAACCACUCUGGCGUUACAGCUAUGACCUAAAUGGAAACCUCCAUUUGUUGAGUCCAGGGAAUAGUGCCCGCCUUACACCGCUCAGGUAUGACCUCAGGGAUAGGAUUACUAGACUGGGGGAUGUGCAGUACAAAAUGGAUGAAGAUGGCUUCCUGAAGCAAAGGGGCAAUGAUGUUUUUGAGUACAAUUCAGCUGGCCUGCUCAUCAAAGCCUACAAUAAAGUUAGUGGGUGGAGUGUGAAGUACCGCUAUGAUGGCCUAGGGAGGAGAGUCUCCAGCAAAACCAGCCAUGGUCAUCACUUGCAGUUCUUCUACGCAGAUCUGACCAACCCAACCAAGGUCACCCAUCUAUACAACCACUCAAGUUCUGAGAUCACCUCCCUUUACUAUGACCUCCAAGGCCACCUCUUUGCAAUGGAGCUCAGCAGCGGUGAUGAAUUCUACAUAGCCUGCGAUAACAUUGGCACUCCUUUGGCUGUUUUCAGCGGGACUGGCUUAAUGAUCAAGCAGAUACUGUACACAGCAUAUGGGGAGAUCUAUAUGGACACCAAUCCCAACUUCCAGAUCAUCAUUGGCUACCACGGAGGACUGUAUGACCCCCUCACAAAGCUUAUCCACAUGGGACGGAGAGACUAUGAUGUGCUAGCGGGUCGGUGGACAAGUCCAGACCAUGAUAUGUGGAAGCAUCUGAGUAGCAAUAAUAUAAUGCCUUUCAACCUGUAUAUGUUCAAAAACAACAACCCCAUUAGCAACUCUCAGGAUAUCAAAUGUUACAUGACAGAUGUCAACAGUUGGCUGCUCACCUUCGGGUUCCAGCUACACAACGUCAUCCCCGGCUACCCCAAGCCAGACGUGGAUGCAAUGGAGCCGUCCUAUGAGCUAAUCCACACACAGAUGAAAACCCAAGAAUGGGACAAUAGCAAGUCAAUUUUGGGGGUCCAGUGUGAAGUGCAGAAGCAGCUGAAGGCCUUUGUCACUCUCGAGCGCUUCGAACGGAUCUACAGCUCCAGCAUCGCUGGGUGCCAGCAUAUCAAGAAGAACAAGAACUUUGCUUCUGGAGGCUCCAUCUUCGGCAAGGGCGUCAAGUUCGCCAUGAAGGAUGGGCGAGUGGCCACCGACAUUAUCAGCGUGGCCAACGAGGACGGGCGGAGGAUCGCGGCCAUCCUGAACAACGCCCAUUACCUGGAGAACUUGCACUUCACCAUCGACGGGGUGGACACACACUAUUUCAUUAAGCAGGGGCCAUCGGAGGGUGACCUGUCCAUCCUGGGCCUCAGCGGCGGGCGGAGAACCCUGGAGAACGGCGUGAAUGUGACAGUGUCCCAGAUCAACACAGUGCUGAGUGGGAGGACUAGACGUUACACAGACAUCCAGCUCCAGUACGGUGCACUGUGUCUAAACACUCGCUACGGGACCACCUUGGACGAGGAGAAGGCACGUGUCCUGGAGCUGGCCCGACAGCGCGCUGUCACCCAAGCUUGGUCCCGGGAACAGCAGAGACUGCGGGAUGGGGAGGAGGGUAUUCGAUCAUGGACAGAAGGGGAGAGGCAACAAGUGCUAAACACGGGCCGGGUACAGGGCUACGAUGGCUAUUUUGUGAUCUCAGUGGAGCAGUACCCCGAACUCUCAGACAGCGCCAACAACAUCCACUUCAUGAGACAGAGUGAAAUGGGCAGAAGGUGACAGAGAGGGUCAAUGCGGUGACUUCUUGCCAAAGACAGCUACUCUUUUGUGGCCACUUACCUGACUGUGUUGUACUCAAUACUUUUUCUAAACUGAACAAGGGGGGGGGAGGAAAAUAGAAAGAAAAGGAAUAAUACAGUUGCACUGUAACUCAUGCAACAUACUUUUUUCCCUCUUUAAUUUGGCCUUCACGUGUUUUUUGCAAUGACCAGAAGGUAUAUUUUGCCGUAGUGUGAUCACAGUGAAAUUUACUGUCUCUUGUCCUUUUUUGGUUUUGUUUUGUUUUCGUUUUUCCCCCUCUUUUGUGAGGAAUUUGAAGUGGGGAGUCGUCAGCGUACGUACGUCCUUAGGUGUAAGUGCGAAAUGGGUGUCUAUGCUAACUCGUGUCAUCCUAACCCUUUCUGGUUUGGGCAGGGACAGAGAGCCUUCCACCCAAAACAUGGGGAGUCCACGGCAUGCCAGAGAGCUCUUCCUGGAAAGAAAGGAGAUGGAAGACAACACUGAUUCUGACACUCUGAAAGUGACCGUCCGAAUCAUGUGCCUCAAAAGAGACCUUACCAGUAGUUUUCAUGUUUCAGUUGGGACAUAAAGUGUUUCCUUGGGGGCUCCUGCUGAGCAGAAGUAGAUUAUAGAGGCAAAGGAGCUGAUUAUAUUACUUUGCAAGAUGAUUCUCUUCCUUCCUGAACUGGAAUAAAAAAAAGAAAAAAAACAGUCUUUUUUCAUUAUGAGAGUAGAUACUUUUGGGGGGUUUUUGUGUGUGCACAAAUCCUGGUUUUAGUUAAAUAACCUAGCAAAAGCCAAGAAAAGGGACUCCUGCUCUAUUGAGAAAAGCUAAAAUAAAUCCUCUCUCUCAUACGUAGAGCUGUUCUAUAGGUGGAUUUAAUGCACCCAUGUUGUACAUUUGCUAAUGGCAUAACUUCAUUAAAUGUAUAGUGUUUCAGUACAUGAGGCUACGUGUUUAACAGUCCACUGUGCUGUAUCUGAUAAAACCAGUUAAUUUUUAAGAAGCUGAUUUGAAUUUAAAAGUAGUUAUAGUAUCCCAGUGACAUACCACUGAAAAUUAGAGCCAAACCCUGCUUUUCCUGAUUCUGGAGCUUGUAUUUAUUGGCUGGGAAAUGCAGUUUUGAGUAGCAUGCUGGCAAGUCGUUUAUGACUAUGGCAGAUAAAUGUCUCCCGGGGACUUUGGCAGCAGGGAUUUUAAAAUGCUUAAUAAGUAGCAACAGCUUGUGCGUGGUGGGACAAGAAGGAGAAUAUUGGAAUCAGCUCUCUCACUGUUUCUUACACGAGCUCGAAUUAAAUGGAGAGCACAGUUGACUGUUAGCAGUGACGAAGGGGGAGAUUGAGUGGAAAUGCCCACUGCAGAGGGGACCAAGUGCUUUAAUGAGAAACUGCUGACAAAGUCACUCGGCAUGCUAAUGUAAUUUGUAUUCACAUAACCUCUGUGCUCUGGUAUUUGCAAGAGUCCUUGAAAUUCAAGGGAGCAAGGAGAUGAGCUCAGCAUCCUCUUCCCUGCCUGAAACAGUCCUGUGAUAGCAAGGGCUGUUCCUGCAGGCAGAGAUGUUACCCCACCUCUCAAUGGAGCUCUGGCUGGAGGUGGCCAGUCCUGGUCCCAAACAGAUGUCUUAUCACACUGACACCAGCACGUAUCCCGAUUCUAAGAGCUCUCACUGUGUUUCUUUGGGAACAGCUCAGUCCUGGCUUUUUAUUCCAUCCACUUUGGUUUUUGCUUCCCAGUUCUUCAGAGAGAUAACCCAAGAUGUGCAAAUCCAUGCCAAGGCUGUUUCCUGACUUGGAGCCCUACAAUGCACCUGUGUCCUCGGAGCCAGCUCUUCUGCACUCAUGCCACCAGCACUGCCAUCCUCCAGCACAGACUGAUACUCGUUUGCAGGGUCUCACCCCCCAGACAAAGCGGGGGUGUUAUGUUGGGCACGCAGUCCUCGAGCAGCGAAACAUUGGCAGCCCCAGUGCUAUCACGGUUUCCCCGUAGAUGCCAGCUGCCAGCUCCGUCUGCCUUGCCUGUCUGUUCCAGGGUGCUUGCCAGAAGGAAGGUGAUGGGAUGGAAAUUCCCCUAACAGACUGUUCCUCCUCCAGUUCCCAAUCCCUAAUGCCUUUGGCUGUGUGGCCAUAACCACCGGUAUGGUUUUGAUUUUAUGGUGGUCUCUCCUGCUUGCAGUGAGGGUGAUGAUGCUGGUGUUGUGUCCCAGUGCUGUACUCUGAACCACCCCUUGCAGCACACAACCUUUAUUACUUUGGCAGGAGUCAACCACGGGCAGCUGGAAAGGGUAUCCAGUUCUGGCAGAGUCAGCUCGGAGAAGAUGCAUUGGCCAGACCAGCUCUAGGCUUUGGCACGGGAGCAGUUACUUUAGGCUGCCGCCUGCCAGGAAUGGUUAAAAGGCCAUGGCAUUACCACCUGUAUUGCCAGCAUCAAGCUCUUGGGAAGCCUCGAUUGCCCCAAGGAUGCACUGGUGGGGAUUAGGGGAAAUGUUAGACAAACCAGCAGUAGCCACCUACUCAAAGGAGGCAGCACCCUCUUCACAAUGCUACCCAGCUCCCUGCUUCCCCAUCCCCAAGUCACAUCAGGGACAAAUCCCUCUUAGAACCUCAAACUUGUGAUGACUGUGAAUAUCUAAAACAGCAUGAAUGGAGGAAAAAACGUCUGCAGGAAGCUGGGUCGAAAGGUAUAAAUCCCUGGUGAAUACCUGCAGUGCAGAGAGGACUCAAUGUGCCUCCCAUUUACACUGCCCCACUCCGAGCGGCUCCGAAGAGAACUGGUGCUUCUGUAUCCAUCCCCAUCCAUAUGUUACAAUGCUAAGAGGAGUAGUGCAAGAGUAAAUGGGCCAUGUUUCCAUGGAGCCAAGAAAAGGGAUUCAAGUGUGAAACAUUCCUACUGGAACCCUGCCAGCCUGAGAUGGCACCUCUACAGCCUUACAGAGACUCUUCAGGUUAUUACAUGAGCUAAUGACUUUGAGGAGUUCACCCAUGUUUCAAGAGUCUUACAGUCCUGCCGUGCACACUCAGCAUGCCUGGACCCAGGAGCCAUCCUGCUCUGCACCAUGGCAAAGGCAAACCCCUCGAGUUGCAUUUCUCAGCAUCCUCAAGCAGCGGUGGGAUGCAACUGCGCCUGUCUGCCUGCCAGGUCCACGAGGAUCUCCUGGGCCUGCACAUGGCGUGGGAACUAUGAACAUUAGGUCAAAAAGGGGAAAAAAGUAUAUAUGUAAAAGUAUAUAUAUGUAUAUGUUGCUCCUCUCUAUCAAAACAAAAAACUUAAAAGGGAUGGCUGUCUAGUGUUCGGGACAAACCUGACCAAAGACACCUACUACAUUCCUAAAUCCUCAGCCUCUGUGAAAGUUUUCAACUUCACCUAGAUGGCAAAACAAGAACAUUUUCAGUCCUGAAGCCCUAAAUUUACCCCUCCAUUACUGAAAAAUGCUUUUUCUACAGUAUCUCAAGUGCAUUCCCAUGGAAUGGGUUGAGAACACAAAGAGUUGUGCCCUCAUCAAGGGACUGCACUCCACUAUCCACAAGCAUUUUCAUUCAACUGAUGGCACCAUAGCCACUUCCCAGCCCUUGUGUUGCCCCUUCUGCCUCCGCUAUGGGCCAUGCUGUGUGUGCCUGACCCUUCUUGCUUUGCUUAUAGGAAGGGGCGCAGCAAUUCAUUGCUUUGGUAGGACUGGGAGGUCCUGGGUGCAAAUCCCACAGCACUAACCCCCAUCUCAUAGAAUCAUAGAAUGGUUUGGGAUGGAAGGUACCUUAAAGAUCAUCUCAUUCCAAUCCUCCUGCCAUGAUCAGGAAUACCUUCCAUGAGAUCGGGGUUGGUCAGAGGUCCAUCGAACCUGGUCUUGAACACUUCCACGGAUGGGGCAGCCACAACUUCUCUGGGCAACCUGUCCAGUACCUCACCACCCUCACAGUAAAGAAUUUCUUCCUAAUAUCUAACAUAAAUCUGCUUUCUGUCAAUUUGAAGCCAUUCUUCUUUGUUCUGUCUCUCCAUGCCCCUGUCCAAAGUCUCUCUCCAGCUCUCUUAGAGCCCCUUUAGGCACUGCAAGGGUCUCUAAGGUCUCCCCAGAGCAUUUUCCAGGUUGAACACCCCAACUCUCUCAGCCUGUCUCUAUAGCAGAGGUGCUGCAGCCUUCUGAGCAUCUUUGUGACCUCAUCUGGACUCUCUCCAAUAGGUUCAUGUCUUUCUUGUGUCAGAGACCCCAGAGCUGGACACAGCACUUAAGGUGAGGUCUCACAAGAGCAGAGGGGCAGAAUCCACUCCUUUGACCUGCUGCUCAUGCUGCUGGUGGUGCAGCCCAGGACAUAAUUGGCUGUCUGGGCUAUCAGUGCACAUUGCUGGAUCAUGUUGAGCUUCUCACCCACCAACACCCCCAAGGCUACACUUGAUCCAUUCUCCGCCCAGUCUGUAUCCGUGCUUGGGAUUGGCCCGACCCAGAUACAGGAACUUGCUGUUGACCUUCUUGAACUUCAUGAGGUCUGCACAGGCCAACCACACAGGCUUGUCAAGGUCCCUCUGGAUGGCAUCCCUUCCCUCCAGCAUGUCCACCAUUGCUCUAGAUACUCUUUCAAAGGCCAGUUGCAUGCCAGACCAUCUCCAAGGGAUAAGGUCACUGCGGUCUCACAUGCUUUGAGGCUUGAUUUUGAGAAGUCGUUUUUAUCUUGACUCCCCAAACGAGGAGUGAUUCCUCACCAAAAGGAAUUUCCUUUCAAAAUGCAAAAAUACAAAGGUGUAGCUUAAAUUACUUUGGACUCUGGACUUGUCUCUAGUCCAAAGGGUGGUGAGACGGAUUGUGACCAAAUCUCACAGCUCAGAGGAGAAAGUCCAGUGGUCUGGAGCAGGGGCUGCAUCUCCCAGUGAGAAUGGCAAGGACUAACAGCUCAAGCCUUCAGUAGCUGGUGCUGGUACCAAAACAUGCUCCAUUUGAAGGGACAACAGUGAUGGGGCCUACUUGAUGUGGCAUCCAGGCAGGAGCAGUGCCAUGAGGACUCCUUCAGCUGCUUCAGGAGCAGCUGAAAAACAUCCUGUGUGCUCAGCCCAAGGGGAGAGAAGCAAGACUAAUUUGGCAUCACGAGAAAUGCCACAAUGUUUAUUUCCACUGAGAUCUUUAUUUUAUUUUAUUUUUUUCCCCUUUCAACUGAAGAUUGGCGCUUGGAAAAAUCAUUAAGCAGCGGUGACCAGAGGGAAUCAUGCAGCUCAUCAUAUCUUUGUCAUCACAGCUAUUGAUCAGAGCCACAAUGAAAAUGUGCCAACAAUUCUAAACAGCACCAGGUGAGAGCCGAUGAAACCAAAGGUCGUUAAGAGCCCCAAUGCUUGAUUCGGGUUUAGAAGGCACAGAUGACUGGGAGCAGUCCCUGAGACACCAUUUGGCUGUAGCUUAGAAACAGUGAGGGAUUUCUGUAAUAUAUCUGUGAUUGCUUUGUUGAGCGUAGGGAUCGGCAUGAGAUUCUGCUCAGUCUAUUAUACAGACAGUGUAACCAGAAUAAAUCAAAAUUGUUUAAAAAAAAAUCUAAUAAAGUACUUUUUCAGCUGUGACUUGUAAGUGUCACCGUGAUGGAUGGCACCACAAUCCAUUAUGCAAAGACAAGGCUCUUAACAUGAAAUUUUAGAAUUCAAUUUUACGAUUUACAGAGAGGGCCCCCCUCAUAUUUACGGCACAGCAGUCUGUUUUGAUUCAAUCUCUGCGUAAUUGAAACCAGGGCCAGGGAUCAAGGUUAGUCCUCCGGCCGCUUUUUAAAAGGGGAGGAGAAAUAACCACCUAUAACAUUAAUAAUGGAGCUAAAGAGAUUGCUUUGCUUGUUAAAUCUCACUCACUUUGUCUCCUUGCGCUGGUGGCACUGACAAAUGUGGGGAAUACGGACACAGUGCCUCCAUGCCAGGGAUGUGUUUGAUGGGAUAAAAUCUGGCUGCCAUGUGGGCAGCAGCAUCCUCCAUCCCAUAGUGAGCCUGGCUUGGGGGCAUUUUUGCUCCUGUUGUUACAGUCCUCCAGAGGAUAGAAGUUUUUCAGCACCUCUUUUUAUUAUAAUCACUCAUUUUAUUAUGAUCACUAAAUAGUCCCCUGUUACACCAAAGAAUUUUCAUGAGUUUUGUGUAAAAAAAAAAAAACCACAGCUUGCUUGUGUUUGCUUUUUGUUGUUGUUUUUCAUCUCUAGGGUAUAUUUAAAUAAAAUUACUUGCGACUGUAGAGGAAACUUCAAACAGACACCAUGGGAACACACAGGGCCCUGUCCAGCACCCCCCAUCUCACUCCUGGAUGAAGGGCCAUUGCAUGUCCCGAGGGGCCAUUUCCUGUGGCAGUUUUCCAUCCUCUGCCACUCCCACCAAAAACAAUCUGGCCCACCCAAGGGAAACCUUUUGUGUUUCUUUUCUGCUCUCCUUUAAUUACCAUAAAACUUUGUGUUCCUGACCAAGUAUUACAUGGUUCAGCUGUUAACUCUGAUCCCAAAGGUCAGUGCUUUCUGGGGAGCAUAGAAAACCACAAAUGAAAAUCAACUAAAAAUAUAUAUACAUAUAUAUAUUAUUUUUUUCUCCUUAGAGCUGGAAACUGUUCAAGCAAACAAUAAAACUUUCCAAAAAGAAAAUUAAAAUGUUUGGACAGUUCACAGAUGCUAUUAAAAUAACCAAUCAAAAAAUCACACUUUUCUAUUAAAGAAAAAUGUUUAUUUUGUGAGAGGACUUCUAAUGCAGCUCCAGCCAAGAAGAGGACUUUGUAUCAAAGCUGCAUCUGUAAGCCCAGCACUGAAGACUCUUGUCAUUACCCUGUGUAAUAAUUUUCCUGAAGUCUGGAACUAAUUUUUUGAGAAAUUUUUUUUCUCAACACUUUGUGUUUCUAAUACUGUAUUCUUGACUGUGUAAAUACAACCAGGCUGUAAAUAAGUGCAGAUGUAGAUACCUUCUAGAAAAAAAAAAAAAGCAGACAGAAGUGACCAUGUGUAGCCUUCGGUGACAAAUAAAACAAUAUUUUGUGUUUAA